Molecule: messenger RNA, 645 nt
Organism: Musca domestica (house fly)
Lineage: Eukaryota; Metazoa; Arthropoda; Insecta; Diptera; Muscidae
Product: large ribosomal subunit protein eL38
Exons: 2
Coding region: 136-348 (70 amino acids)
Biological process (GO): protein-RNA complex assembly; translation
Cellular component (GO): ribosome; cytosolic large ribosomal subunit
Molecular function (GO): structural constituent of ribosome
Source: RefSeq, a predicted model, not a curated record
AAAAUUUCCAUAUGGCAAUGCCUUGAAUGUCAACUGCAACCAACUUCGUGUUUCCUUUUCUCUUUCUUUCGAAACGUGGAAAACAUCAAUAUUGGUUGGUUUUCUCGUAAUUUUUUACAAAAAUAAUUUUGCAAUAUGCCCCGCGAAAUCAAAGAAGUUAAGGAUUUCCUGAACAAGGCCCGUCGUGCCGAUGCUCGUGCCGUCAAAAUAAAGAAGAACCCCAGCAACACCAAAUUCAAGAUUCGUUGCUCCCGUUUCUUGUACACCUUGGUCGUUCAAGACAAAGAGAAGGCCGAGAAAAUCAAGCAAUCCCUUCCCCCAGGCUUGCAAGUUAAGGAAGUCAAGUAAAUUCGCUAUGCUUGACCCCCCACCCUGCAAAAUUAUUCUAUAGUUGUUGUUUUGUGUAUGCCAAGUGAUGACGGACAGACAAUGUUUGUCCAUUGGAACUGGGAGGAGUGUGAAUAACUGAGGUGUAUAAAUAUUAAGAAAUUCAUCUGGGAAGCUGUAUUUGUUUUUAAAAUGCUGGAUUAUUUCCAACGUGAAUGAUAACAACAACAAGUAGCACCUUAGUAAGCAGAUUUUUUUGUAAAAAACAUUCUUCAUUAAAUGAUACAACAACAAUGUUGUAAUAAUUUAAAAAAUAAA